This is a messenger RNA of Thamnophis elegans (Western terrestrial garter snake), 1379 nucleotides long. It is a transcript of the gene HGH1, whose product is annotated as HGH1 homolog. The transcript is spliced from 6 exons. Lineage: Eukaryota; Metazoa; Chordata; Lepidosauria; Squamata; Natricidae. The record is from RefSeq and is a predicted model, not a curated record. The coding region runs from base 39 to 1142 and encodes 367 amino acids.
CCUCUCCGGUCCCGGCCGCGGAUUGGCGGAGCGGGGCGAUGGCGGAAGGGCCGCCCAGCAUGGAGGAGCCGGAGGCGCGGGAGCUGCUGGCCUUCCUCCGGCCCGAGGCCCGCGGGGACCUGAAGGGCCGCGCCGUGCAGUUCGUGCUGGGGCUGACGGGGGGCGCCGAGGGCCGCCGCCUCCUGCUCGCCCGGCCGGACUUCCUGGCGGCGCUGCUGGCGCUGACCGGCGAGCCGGAGGCGGCGCUGGCCGAGGCCGCCUUCCACGCGCUGCUCAACCUGGCGGCGGAGCCGGGGGCGGCCGGGGCGCUGCGGGCGGGGAUGCCGGACCUGCUGCGCCGCCUGCUCGACCCCGCCUUUCCCCUGGCCGCCCCGGCCUGCGCGCUCCUGGCCAACUGGUCGCGCGAGGAGGGCCCGUGCCGGGAGCUGCUGGCCGAGGUGCAGCGGGGCGGGGCGGGGCUGGCGCCGCUGCUGGAGGCCUUCUGCGCGGAGGACCCCCGGCCCGGGGCCCCCUGGCACCACCUGGGCUCGCUGCUGGCCAACCUGAGCCAGCUCCCGGAGGCCCGCCGCGCCCUGCUCGACCGCUCCGGGUGCGUGGUGCAGAAGCUGCUGCCCUUCGUGCAGGACGCGGGCUCGGCGCUCCGGCGGCGCGGCGUGGCUAGAACGCUGCGGAACUGCUGCUUCGACCACCGGCACCACGAGUGGCUGCUGAGCGAGCAGGUGGACCUCCUGCCCUUCCUCCUCCUGCCCUUGGCCGGCCCCGAGGAGUUCCCGGAGGACGAGAUGGAAAGGCUGCCCCUGGACCUGCAGUACCUGCCAGCUGAGAAGCAGCGGGAGCCGGAAGCUGACAUUCGCAAGAUGCUCCUGGAGACGCUCCUGCUGCUCACAGCCACCAAGCCAGGGCGGCUCCUGGUGCGAGAGAGGGGCACCUACUUUGUCCUGCGAGAGCUGCACCAGUGGGAAGGGGACGGUGGGGUCCGCGCUGCCUGCGAGAAGCUCAUCCAGGUCCUGAUUGGUGACGAGCCGGAGGCUGGGAUGGAAAACCUACUGGAGGUGGAGAUCCCCACAGAGGUGGAGCAGCAGCUGCAGCACCUGGACCAGGAGGAGGAGGAGGAGGAGGUCUUGCUGGGAGGAAUUGCAUGAAAGUGGAAGGAGCCCCCACCCUCCAUUGGUGGGGGAGAAAGAACUUUCUUCUGUGUCGCUGGUCCUGGCACUUGGGCACCGAAAUCCCAGCACCUCCUUUGCUGCCGAAGGUGCCCCUUGGCACUGCCCAGUGACUCUGCAGUCUGGGCGAGAGAGGGCUGGCAUCCCUCCAGCCGCAGGAAGAGGGGAGUGAAGGGGGGCUGGAACUCCUCUCAAUAAAGGCUGUGGUGCACUUUU